AUGUCAAUCUCGAGCUCCACCUUCACCUCCCCGCUCGGUCCGCUUCGUCGAGGUCGGCACCACAUCGUCAAUCCCCAAGACCCCUCGGUACUCUCCCGUACACCCACCCCAUUCGUGCUCGGUCCUAUCGACCUGCUCACCCUCUACUUCAUCCCAGUCGCCACGGUCCUCAUCUAUGAGCCGUCUUCAGAUGGUACACCCCCAUUCUCCCUCGACAGACUCCACACCGCUAUCUCCUACCUCCUCAACUACUAUCCCCACCUCUCCGGCCGGUUCCGCAUUGAUACCGCAGCUGGCAAGCACGUAAUUGAUCGUCAUGGUACUGGCGCCUUGCUUCACGAAGCGACCAUAGACGUCCCUCUGUCAAGCUAUACAAAGGCGGGCGUCUACUCAAUCCUGGACCAGCCUGGAGCUGGGAAUUACCUCUUGGCGCCGUACGACUCCUCCCUGGAGGCGCUGGGCCGUGAUCCCAUCUUUACCGUCCAGUACACACGGUACGCGUGCGGAGGUGUCGCUCUUGGGAUCAGGUGUCCCCAUAUCGUGACGGAUGCAGAUGGGUUCUUUAGGCUGGCGGGGGAUUUGGCGCGGAUAUAUAGGGGAUUGGACGGGGCGGACAAGGGAAAGUUACCAGUGAGCAUGGAGCCGUGUGCGAAGCCUUAUCUGGCUGGCUGGGGCGACGACGAGGAGCUGGAGGAGGCAAGGAGAUACCGGCCAAAAGACUUCCACAUCGUUGACCCUCCGGCACCGGAACCCGCAUCGACCGAACCCGCUCCCCCUGCCGCACCUCCCCUCCCUGUCCUCGGCCGCGAGCUCCCCUUCUCCUCGGCGGACCUAGCGGAAAUCAAGUGCAGAGCUAGCGACCCUGAUUCUCCGGACAAGCCCAUAUCCUCCUUCGUCGCCCUCUGCGCUUGGCUACACCAGCAAAUCUACAAAGCGCGGCUCAUCCUCGAAGCCAAAUCCCCCUCCAUCCACAAAAUCGUCACUACCGACUUCCUCUCUCCUCUCAAUCUUCGCGCAGCGAACCGCCUCCCUGCCCUUCCUCCCAACUACUUCCCCAACGGCGUUCUCACGCACUACACUACCGUCCCUCCCACAGACCUCGCCUCUGCACCUUUGCACCGAAUCGCCGGCCAUCUACAGGCGAUGAUGACCACCCAAGCCGUCGUCGGCGUCGAGGCGGAACGGACCGUCAAGUGGCUUGCGGCCCAGCUGAACCUCAACCUCGUCACCUUUGGGAUGAAGUUUGGGCAGGGAUCCUGCAUGAUCUCGGCGUGGAACAAGUUUGAUAUGUACGGAGAAGGGGCGGCGCAGUUCAAGGAGGGGGAGAAGCCGGUGUUGGUUAGCCCACCGUUCACGCCUAUAUCGCUCAUGGAUGGGCUGGCGUAUGUGCUGCCGCCGCAUCCGAGAGGAGGGAAAGAGGGAGAUGGGGUGGUGGUGUAUCUGAGUUUAUUGGAGGCAGUAUGGGAUGUGAUUGAGAAAGAAGGCCUGUUCGGCUUGUAG
This is a messenger RNA of Dioszegia hungarica, 1500 nucleotides long. Its product is annotated as transferase. Gene Ontology annotation, molecular function: acyltransferase activity, transferring groups other than amino-acyl groups. Lineage: Eukaryota; Fungi; Basidiomycota; Tremellomycetes; Tremellales; Bulleribasidiaceae. The record is from RefSeq and is a predicted model, not a curated record. Bases 1 to 1500 code for a protein of 499 amino acids. The transcript has a single exon.